This is a messenger RNA of Balaenoptera ricei (Rice's whale), 3181 nucleotides long. It is a transcript of the gene CERT1, whose product is annotated as ceramide transporter 1. Gene Ontology annotation, cellular component: Golgi apparatus. Gene Ontology annotation, biological process: ER to Golgi ceramide transport. The record is from RefSeq and is a predicted model, not a curated record. Bases 1 to 2274 code for a protein of 757 amino acids. The transcript is spliced from 19 exons. Gene Ontology annotation, molecular function: phosphatidylinositol-4-phosphate binding. NCBI's taxonomy places the organism in Eukaryota, Metazoa, Chordata, Mammalia, Artiodactyla, Balaenopteridae.
AUGCAGCACAGUGGCGUCCCCAUCCCUCCUUCUCCUUUCUCCGCUCCUCCUACUUUUCUACCCGGCGUCACCCGGGAGGGCAGGAGGGGGCUGAGUUCGGGUGGCAGCGCCGGGCAGAGCGCAGGGGUCACGGCGACGGCGACGACGGCGGCGGCGGCGGACGGCUGGAAGGGCAGGCUUCCUUCGCCACUCGUCCUCCUUCCCCGGUCCGCUCGGUGUCAGGCGCGAAGGCGGCGGCGGCGCGGCGGGCGCACUUCGUCCCUCCUCCAGCUUCCUCCUGCUCCCGAGCGGGCACUCCUUCCUUCGCCAUCCUCCGACCCUUCACCCCGGGGACUGGGCGCCUCCGCCGGCGCAGCUCAGGGAGCGGGGGCCGGUCUCCUGCUUGGCUGUCGCGCCUCCAUGUCGGAUAACCAGAGCUGGAACUCGUCUGGCUCGGAGGAGGAUCCGGAGACGGAGUCCGGGCCGCCUGUGGAGCGCUGCGGGGUCCUCAGCAAGUGGACAAACUACAUUCAUGGGUGGCAGGACCGUUGGGUAAUUUUGAAAAAUAAUACUCUGAGUUACUACAAAUCUGAAGAUGAGACAGAGUAUGGCUGUAGAGGAUCCAUCUGUCUUAGCAAGGCUGUCAUCACGCCUCAUGAUUUUGAUGAAUGUCGCUUUGAUAUUAGUGUAAAUGAUAGUGUUUGGUAUCUUCGUGCUCAGGAUCCAGAUCACAGACAGCAGUGGAUAGAUGCCAUUGAACAGCACAAGACUGAGUCUGGAUAUGGGUCUGAAUCCAGCUUGCGUCGACAUGGCUCAAUGGUGUCACUGGUGUCUGGAGCAAGUGGCUAUUCUGCAACAUCCACCUCUUCAUUCAAGAAGGGCCACAGUUUACGUGAGAAAUUGGCUGAAAUGGAAACCUUUAGAGAUAUCCUAUGCAGACAAGUCGAUACUCUACAGAAGUACUUUGAUGCCUGUGCUGAUGCUGUCUCCAAGGAUGAACUUCAAAGGGAUAAAGUGGUAGAAGAUGAUGAAGAUGACUUUCCUACAACACGUUCUGAUGGAGACUUCUUGCAUAAUACCAAUGGCAAUAAAGAAAAGGUAUUUCCACAUGUAACACCAAAAGGAAUUAAUGGUAUAGACUUUAAAGGGGAGGCAAUAACUUUUAAAGCAACUACUGCUGGAAUCCUUGCUACACUUUCUCAUUGUAUUGAACUAAUGGUAAAACGUGAGGACAGCUGGCAAAAGAGACUGGAUAAGGAAAGUGAGAAGAGAAGAAGAAUAGAGGAAGCAUACAAAAAUGCCAUGACAGAACUUAAGAAAAAAUCUCACUUUGGAGGACCAGAUUAUGAGGAAGGCCCAAACAGUUUGAUUAAUGAGGAAGAGUUCUUUGAUGCUGUUGAAGCUGCUCUUGACAGACAAGAUAAAAUAGAAGAACAGUCACAGAGUGAAAAGGUCAGGUUACAUUGGCCUACAUCAAUGCCAUCUGGAGAUGCCUUUUCUUCUGUGGGGACUCAUAGAUUUGUCCAAAAGCCCUAUAGUCGCUCUUCCUCCAUGUCUUCCAUUGAUCUAGUCAGUGCCUCUGACGAUGUUCACAGAUUCAGCUCCCAGGUUGAAGAGAUGGUGCAGAACCACAUGACUUACUCAUUACAGGAUGUAGGUGGAGAUGCCAAUUGGCAGUUGGUUGUAGAAGAAGGAGAAAUGAAGGUAUACAGAAGGGAAGUAGAAGAAAACGGGAUUGUUCUGGAUCCUUUGAAAGCUACCCACGCAGUUAAAGGUGUUACAGGACAUGAGGUCUGCAAUUACUUCUGGAAUGUUGAUGUUCGCAAUGAUUGGGAAACAACUAUAGAAAACUUUCAUGUGGUGGAAACUUUAGCUGAUAAUGCAAUCAUCAUUUAUCAAACGCACAAGAGAGUGUGGCCUGCUUCUCAGCGGGACGUAUUAUAUCUUUCUGCCAUUCGAAAGAUACCAGCCUUGACUGAAAAUGACCCGGAAACUUGGAUAGUUUGUAAUUUUUCUGUGGAUCACAACAGUGCUCCUCUAAACAAUCGAUGUGUGCGUGCCAAAAUAAAUAUUGCUAUGAUUUGUCAAACCUUGGUAAGCCCGCCAGAGGGAAACCAGGAGAUUAGCAGGGACAACAUUCUAUGCAAGAUUACAUAUGUAGCUAAUGUAAACCCUGGAGGAUGGGCACCAGCCUCAGUGUUAAGGGCAGUGGCAAAGCGAGAGUAUCCAAAGUUUCUAAAACGUUUUACUUCUUACGUACAAGAAAAAACUGCAGGAAAACCUAUUUUGUUCUAGUAUUAACAGCGACUGAAGCAAGGCUGUGUGACAUUCCAUGUUGGAGGAAGAAAAUUAAAAAACAAAAUUGAAUGCUCUAAGCUGGAACAUAGGAUCUAUAGCCUUGUCUAUGGCCCAACACCUUGGCCUUGUGUACAAAAGUGAAGAAAUACUGCAAUAGCAGAGCUGAACAUCUUAACACUAGCUGUCUUCUGCUAGAUCUCCUCGCUCAGCAUAUAACUAUAAAUACAUGUAAAAUUACAUGUAUAUGGCUAUAUUUUUAUUUGCUUGCUCCUAGAAGAGAAAAAAAAUCAACUUUGAAUCACAACUAGGAAUCGAUGCUUUAAUUUUUGGAAACUUUUUCAGAAUUUUUAAUUUACUAUGGUUUGGCCUAAGAUCCUCAGUUGUACCAGGCUUUGUGCACAAAAGAUAAAAGCACAAAAGUUGGACGCACGUGGGGCAUGUGCUUUCUGUGCACCAAAUUUCUGGAUGGGGUUCUUUUUUUAGGCCUACAGUCAAAUCUGUGUCCAGAAUUUUUUGACUUUUUUGCUUUGUAUAAUCAUAGAAUUCAUUGCUGCUGAUUUCUAUAAUAAUUCAUGUUGUCAUGUAAAGUGUCUCUUAAUAACUGAGGGCUGUCAAUAACCUGUGAUUUCGCCUUUUCUAUAGUCUUACUCCCAUGAAGAACUUUGGUUCUGAUGGAGAAAGAGUGAAAAGCUUUAUUUUUUUCUCCAGAUAUCUUUAUAUUUCUAUUGUAUUUUUAGUUGUGUACUGUGUGCUACAAAUUUUUUUCAGUUUGUUACAAACACAAUUUGGUAAUUUCUAAAUUGGUUCUGCCUGCCUCCAAACAGAAACAUCUGUACAACCUUAUAGGCAUAAACUACUUUCUGGUAAAACGGUCAGAAUAAAAUGAGCUCAUGUUUUCCUGAAA